This is a messenger RNA of Opisthorchis viverrini, 591 nucleotides long. RefSeq lists its product as hypothetical. The transcript has 4 exons. The coding region runs from base 1 to 591 and encodes 196 amino acids. The record is from RefSeq and is a predicted model, not a curated record. Lineage: Eukaryota; Metazoa; Platyhelminthes; Trematoda; Opisthorchiida; Opisthorchiidae.
AUGGACAGCUCACGACUUGAGAACGCACCACAGGAGAAUAACAAAGGGUGUCGAUUGUACUGCUGCAUGUCGUCUGCCUCAAAGACCCAUCACAAUGAGUUGGAGGUACUCACCGACAUGAAAGUACAUAAAACCAAAGCUUUGUUCAAAAGCAUCAUCAUCAUCGACAGCAUGACAUCAGUGUUCAACGCCGAUGCUUCACCGCCGUACAACCAUGACUUAUUUGAAAGCCUUAUUGUAAAGAAAACAAUAACGUGUCUCCAACCAGGCACAGUGAGGAUCACGCGGUCCCCACCCUGGAAGGCGAGUAGCACCGACAGCACCCAAGCGUUUCGUGAUCUCCUUCAUAAUCCUCUGCCAAGUCAAGGGUUGGCCACCUCUCUGUUUACGCCACUCCGAAUUGGGCAUGGAAAACAGCACUCUCUUCGGCAAACGAUGCACACAUCAAUGCCAAGCGAGUCCAGUGUGAGUGCAAGAGCAGCUUGUUGUCCUGCUUGCUUCAGAGUUCGGAAAUUGAACGCGGCCAGACAGACUGGGUGUCAAGGCUUGAGGACUGAUUUGGAGAUUCCUGAGGAUGUCCGCACUAUGUGA